AGGGUGGGGGAGUCGGUGCCGGCCGGGGCGGGCGGGCCGUCAGCUGCCCGGCCCGUCGCCUACCUCCCCGCCCCCCGGCUUCCUGCGGAGGCCGCGGCCGCCAUGUUGUUGUGGGGCUGAGGCGGCGCCGCGGAGCCCGAGCGCCGGUGACAGGCUGCGCAACAGGUUCGCUGUGGGCGGCCUGGCGACGAACCGGGCGGCGGCGGCGGCGGUGGCCGACCAGGGUCUCCCGGCGUCCGUCCGCGACCGCGCUGCGGGUCCCGAGGGGCGCGGGGUCGCGCUGUGACGUGCAGGAGGCGCGGCGGGGGCGCCAGCGUAAUGAAGGAAGUUGGAGGGUCCUGAUGUAAUCCUGAUGGCUGAGAGCUAGCAAGGAAAAUUCAGGACCAUGAUGGCUCAGUUUCCCACAGCAAUGAAUGAGCAAAAAAGAUCAGUGCGUCAUAUUUUUACCACUCGUGACUCUAAUUCUGGUGUCUUCUGCACCAGCAGAAUCAUCCUUGCCAGAGUCUUCUUUGAUCAUGGAGGGCCAAACAUGUGGGCUAUUACUUCUGAGGAACGGACUAAGCAUGACAAGCAGUUUGAUAGCCUCAAACCCUCAGGAGGUUACAUAACAGGUGAUCAAGCACGUACCUUUUUCUUACAGUCAGGCCUGCCGGCUCCUGUUUUAGCUGAAAUAUGGGCUUUAUCAGAUCUGAACAAGGAUGGGAAGAUGGAUCAGCAGGAGUUCUCCAUAGCAAUGAAACUCAUCAAGCUAAAGCUGCAGGGCCAACAGUUGCCCGUAGUCCUCCCUCCUAUUAUGAAACAACCUCCUAUGUUCUCUCCAUUAAUUUCUGCUCGUUUCGGAAUGGGAAGCAUGCCCAAUCUGUCCAUUCCUCACUCAUUGCCUCCAGUUGCACCUAUGGCAACCCCCUUAUCCUCUGCGACUUCAGGGACCACCCUUCCUCCCUUAAUGAUGCCUGCUCCCCUAGUGCCUUCCGUUAGCACAUCAUCACUACCAAAUGGAACCGCUGGCCUCAUUCAGCCUUUAUCCAUUCCUUAUUCUUCUUCAACAUUGCCUCAUACGUCAUCUUACAGUCUCAUGAUGGGAGGACUCGGCGGCGGUGCUAGUUUACAGAAAGCCCAGUCUCUGAUUGAUCUAGGAUCUAGCAGCUCAACUUCCUCAACUGCUUCACUGUCAGGGAACUCGCCCAAGACUGGGACCUCCGAGUGGGCAGUUCCUCAGCCUUCAAGAUUAAAAUAUCGACAAAAAUUUAAUAGUCUUGACAAAAGUAUGAGUGGAUACCUCUCAGGUUUUCAAGCUAGAAAUGCUCUUCUUCAGUCAAAUCUUUCCCAAACUCAGCUAGCUACUAUUUGGACCCUGGCUGACAUUGAUGGUGACGGACAGCUGAGAGCUGAAGAGUUCAUCCUUGCGAUGCACCUCACUGACAUGGCCAAAGCGGGACAACCAUUACCACUGACGUUGCCUCCUGAGCUUGUCCCUCCGUCUUUCAGGGGAGGAAAGCAAAUUGAUUCUAUUAAUGGAACUCUGCCUUCAUAUCAGAAAAUUCAAGAAGAGGAACCUCAGAAAAAAUUACCAGUUACUUUUGAGGACAAGCGGAAGGCCAACUACGAGCGAGGAAACGUGGAGCUGGAGAAGCGACGCCAAGCGCUGAUGGAGCAGCAGCAGAGGGAGGCCGAACGGAAGGCCCAGAAAGAAAAGGAAGAGUGGGAGCGCAAACAGAGAGAAUUGCAGGAGCAGGAAUGGAAGAAGCAGCUUGAAUUAGAAAAACGCUUGGAGAAGCAGAGGGAACUGGAAAGACAGCGGGAGGAAGAAAGGAGAAAAGAGAUAGAAAGACGAGAGGCAGCAAAACAGGAACUGGAAAGACAACGUCGUUUAGAAUGGGAGAGGAUUCGUCGACAGGAGCUUCUCAAUCAAAGGAAUAGAGAACAGGAAGAAAUUGUCAGGUUAAACUCUAAAAAGAAGAGUCUUCAUCUCGAGUUGGAAGCACUGAAUGGCAAACAUCAGCAGAUCUCAGGCAGACUUCAAGAUGUCCGACUCCGAAAACAAACUCAAAAGACUGAGAUAGAAGUUCUAGAUAAGCAAUGUGACCUGGAAAUCAUGGAAAUCAAGCAACUCCAACAAGAACUUCAGGAUUAUCAAAAUAAGCUUAUCUAUUUGGUACCUGAGAAGCAAUUACUAAAUGAAAGAAUUAAGAACAUGCAACUCGGUAACACACCUGAUUUAGGGAUUGAUUUGCUUCAUAAAAAAUCAUUGGAAAAGGAAGAAUUAUGCCAAAGACUUAAAGAACAAUUAGACGCUCUUGAAAAAGAAACUGCAUCUAAGCUAUCCGAAAUGGAUUCAUUUAACAAUCAACUAAAGUGUGGGAAUAUGGAUGACUCUGUUCUGCAGUGCCUUUUGUCUCUGCUAAGCUGUCUCAACAACCUCUUCCUCUUACUUAAGGAACUGAGAGAAAGCUACAACACACAGCAGUUAGCGCUUGAACAACUUCAUAAAAUCAAACGUGACAAGUUGAAGGAAAUUGAAAGAAAAAGGUCAGAGCUAAUACAGAAAAAGAAACUAGAAGAUGAGGCUAUAAGGAAAGCAAAGCAAGGAAAAGAAAACUUAUGGAGAGAAAGUCUUAGAAAGGAGGAAGAAGAAAAACAAAAGCGACUCCAGGAAGAAAAAACCCAAGAGAAAGUUCAAGAAGAGGAGCGGAAAGUGGAGGAGAAGCAGUGUGAGCCAGCUAGUGCUUUGGUAAAUUAUAAAGCAUUAUAUCGCUUUGAAGCCAGGAGCCAUGAUGAGAUGAGUUUUAAUUCUGGGGAUAUAAUACAGGUUGAUGAAAAAACCAUAGGAGAACCUGGUUGGCUUUAUGGUAGUUUUCAAGGAAAUUUUGGCUGGUUUCCAUGCAACUACGUAGAAAAAAUGCCAUCAGGUGAAAAAUCUGUGUCUCCUAAGAAGGCCUUACUUCCCCCUACAGUAUCUGUAUCUGCUACCUCAACUUCCUCUGAAUCACUUUCUUCAAAUCAACCAGCAUCAGUGACUGAUUAUCAAAAUGUAUCUUUUACAAACCUAACUGUUAAUACGUCAUGGCAGAAAAAGUCAGCUUUUACUCGUACUGUGUCCCCUGGAUCUGUAUCACCGAUUCAUGGACAGGGACAAGUUGUAGAAAACCUAAAGGCACAGGCCCUUUGUUCUUGGACUGCAAAGAAAGAUAACCACUUGAACUUCUCAAAACAUGAUAUUAUUACUGUCUUGGAGCAGCAAGAAAAUUGGUGGUUUGGGGAGGUACAUGGAGGAAGAGGAUGGUUUCCAAAAUCUUAUGUCAAAAUCAUCCCUGGGAGUGAAGUCAAGCGGGAAGAAUCAGAAGCUUUGUAUGCAGCUAUAAACAAGAAACCUACCUCUGCAGCCUAUACAGUUGGAGAUGAGUAUAUUGCACUUUAUUCAUAUUCGAGUGUAGAACCUGGAGAUUUGACUUUCAUUGAAGGUGAAGAAAUACUGGUGACCCAGAAAGAUGGAGAGUGGUGGACAGGAAGCAUUGGAGAUAGAACUGGAAUUUUUCCAUCAAAUUACGUCAAGCCAAAAGAUCAAGAGAGUUUUGGGAGUGCUAGCAAAUCUGGAACAUCAAACAAGAAACCUGAGAUUGCUCAAGUAACUUCAGCAUAUGUGGCUUCUGGUUCUGAACAACUAAGUCUCGCACCAGGGCAGUUAAUAUUAAUCCUAAAGAAAAAUUCAAGCGGGUGGUGGCAAGGGGAAUUACAGGCCAGAGGAAAAAAGCGACAGAAAGGGUGGUUUCCUGCCAGCCACGUUAAACUUUUGGGUCCAAGCAGUGAAAGAACUACACCUGCCUUUCAUCCUGUGUGUCAGGUGAUUGCCAUGUAUGACUAUGUGGCAAAUAACGAGGAUGAGCUGAAUUUCUCCAAGGGACAGCUGAUCAAUGUUUUGAACAAAGAUGAUCCUGACUGGUGGCAGGGCGAAAUCAACGGGGUGACUGGUCUCUUUCCUUCAAACUAUGUUAAGAUGACAACAGACUCCGAUCCAAGUCAACAGUGGUGUGCGGACCUCCAGAGCCUGGACACCAUGCAGCCCGGGGAGAGGAAGAGGCAGGGCUACAUCCACGAGCUGAUCCGGACGGAGGAGCGGUACGUGGACGACCUGCAGCUCGUCGUGGAGGUUUUUCAGAAACGGAUGGUGGAGUCAGGCUUUCUCACUGAAGGAGAAAUGGCCUUAAUCUUUGUAAACUGGAAGGAGCUCAUCAUGUGUAACACGAAGCUGCUGAAGGCCUUGCGGGUCCGGAAGAAGACGGGAGGAGAGAAGAUGCCGGUGCAGACGAUCGGGGACAUCCUGGCCGCUGAGCUGUCCCACAUGCAGGCUUACAUCCGGUUCUGUAGCUGCCAGCUGAACGGAGCAGCUCUGUUACAGCAGAAGACGGACGAAGACACGGAGUUCAAGGAAUUUUUAAAGAAGCUGGCGUCCGACCCUCGCUGUAAGGGGAUGCCCCUGUCCAGCUUCCUGCUGAAGCCCAUGCAGAGGAUCACCCGCUACCCUCUUCUCAUCAGAAGCAUUCUGGAGAACACCCUGGAGAAUCACGUAGAUCACUCCUCCCUAAAGCUGGCUCUCGAGCGGGCAGAGGAGCUUUGCUCCCAAGUUAAUGAAGGAGUUCGGGAAAAAGAAAAUUCCGACCGGCUGGAGUGGAUCCAGGCCCACGUUCAGUGUGACGGUCUCGCAGAGCAACUGAUUUUCAACUCCCUCACCAACUGCCUGGGGCCCCGGAAGCUUCUGCACAGUGGAAAGUUAUAUAAGACCAAGAGCAAUAAGGAGCUACAUGGAUUCCUCUUCAACGACUUUCUGCUCCUGACCUACAUGGUCAAGCAGUUUGCUGUUUCCUCAGGCUCUGAGAAGCUUUUCAGCUCUAAGUCCAAUGCCCAGUUCAAAAUGUAUAAAACGCCCAUUUUCCUGAACGAAGUCUUGGUGAAACUGCCCACAGACCCUUCCAGCGAUGAGCCCGUCUUCCACAUUUCUCACAUUGACCGGGUCUACACCCUCCGAACAGACAACAUUAACGAGAGGACUGCCUGGGUCCAGAAGAUCAAGGCGGCCUCUGAGCAGUACAUCGACACGGAAAAGAAGAAACGGGAAAAAGCUUAUCAAGGUACUUGGUGGUGCCCUGGAGGGUUGGAAGCAGCUGCCAGGGGACCCCGGGGAGGGGGACAGGCCCCACCCUCAGGACACAAGCUGCUGCUCCUGCAGAGGGGGCUAAACAGCGACAGCCUGAAGGACAGACUUGCUGGGGGACCAGGCAGUUGUGAUCCCGUUGGCUGCUGCUGCCCUCGGGGCCUCCCUGAACCCCCUACCCACCACACAGAUGGGGGGCAUCCCAUGCCAGCCCUGGGAACCCGCUUCUCUGUGGCAAAGGAAGAAGGUCCUUUGCACAACCAAGCCCACUUUUGCUUGGUCCGUUUUGCUUCACCCAACGUCACGUCCGUGGCCUGCCUGCCUUCACCCAGCGUCACGUCCGCGGCCUGCCUGCCUUCAGCCCGGCUCCUCCUCUCCCCCCGGGCGCCUGCCCCAGCCCCGUCCAAGUCCACCCGUCCGCCUCCACACCCGGGCCCAGAUCCCAGGGCUCUCCUCCCCCUCACACGCCGUUCGCCCCACUUGCUGUCCCCGUCGUGUGCAGAUGGCUCCCUCACGGGACACCAGUGACCUAACCCAUGGCUUCACUCACUCUGAGGUCCCUGCACCCGACGGCAGGAAGUCAGAGCGGCUCCUCUCGUUCUACCCGGAGCCGCCCUCGCCUAAGCUUCUCUGUCCCUCUGCUGUUUCAUGAAGUCAUGCUGGGCUGCUUCCCUGAGCCCACGCUCCGGACACACUGCGACCUCUCCCGGCCGCCUGCUGGGCUUCGCACCCCGGCAUCUCCCGGGAAGCCCCGGGAAUGGCCGUGGUGUCCCCGCCAGCCACACUGCAGCACGCUCUCAGCCCGCACGCUCUCAGCCCGCACGCUCCCCUACUCGGAGGCCACGUCGCGCACCUUCUAUCAUUCUCUUCCCUCGGCCUGGUCCUUUCCCGGUGGCACAGCCCAGUUAAGACCCUCUAACCUCCACCCUGGCACAAGGCCCCCCAUCGCCCAUCCCUCUCAUUUCCAGAGCAUUCUUCUUACAGGACUUAAUCUCCUUGCUAAGCGUCUUCCCUGUUGCCUCCCAAAUUAAGGGUAAUGUCCUACCCCAGACUCAGGGCACAGCCCCACCUCUUUCCCUCUGCCUCGCCCCCACCACUGCCUGACCGAACCGCCCUCCUCGGAAGCCCUGCCCGUGCCCGCCCCCAGGCCUCCCCUGUCCAGGCCUCCCCCUCACGUUCCCCUGCUGUAGCUGCAACUCUGUUUUUUUU
Molecule: messenger RNA, 6358 nt
Organism: Mustela erminea (ermine)
Lineage: Eukaryota; Metazoa; Chordata; Mammalia; Carnivora; Mustelidae
Gene: ITSN2
Product: intersectin 2
Exons: 39
Coding region: 386-5677 (1763 amino acids)
Biological process (GO): positive regulation of Rho protein signal transduction
Molecular function (GO): protein binding; guanyl-nucleotide exchange factor activity; calcium ion binding
Source: RefSeq, a predicted model, not a curated record